Octopus sinensis (East Asian common octopus) is the source of this 978-nucleotide messenger RNA. RefSeq lists its product as uncharacterized. The record is from RefSeq and is a predicted model, not a curated record. Bases 241 to 942 code for a protein of 233 amino acids. The transcript has 5 exons. Lineage: Eukaryota; Metazoa; Mollusca; Cephalopoda; Octopoda; Octopodidae.
AUUAAACAUUAUGGAUUUUUUUUUAAUUGAAAUAUUUUUUAUGAAUCCGUACAGUUGUGUGACAAAUUAAUAUUUUGUAUACAACUACCGACAGAUUAGCGAAGCUAAUUGGAACAGCCAAAUUAUCGAUCUUAUUAUUGUCGAAUUCUUAGAGUAAAUUCUAUCUCUUGUUACAUUACAAGAGAUCUUUGUUGUGCGACUUUGCUCCUCCGGCGAGUGCGUACAACUUGAAGGUUUACCAUGCGAAUCUUCCAAUAUAAUUUCUUACAUUUAUUUCUUGGAAUUUGUCAGCUUGGAUCUGUAUUUGCAACAAAAGAUGUUUCCGUUGGCAUCGGUGGUACCACGGUUGAGUCUCAGACAGACAAGCUUGUUGCACCUGGCCAAGAUAAUUUGGAAAGAAAAGAGUCUACGGCUGAGAAAUACAACUGUCCAGGUGCAUCAUUAGUCCAAGUGGACUUACUGAGACUUUCUUACGACUACUCCAUCGUUGACAUUGACAUUAUUCAACAUGUCAAGACAAAACUUAUCAUAAAAGAAAAACAGUCCUACAGCCGUGAAAUUGUUUUUGAUCUGGCUACAUCCUCAGACCAACCUCGAUCAAGGGUUCCUCAUCUGGAGCACCGCUUAAUAAAGAAAAAUGAUUCUUUAUUAUUACAAGUCACAGUUGGAUCUGCGGCUAGUUCUCAACCUUAUAAGAUCUCCAAUGUGGUUCUAGCAAUCACAAUCACAGCAGGAAUUCUGUUGUGCUUUUUGAUUAUGGUGUUACCUUAUCUAAGGAGGAUUUACAUUGAGGAUCAUGCACUAACCCAGGAUGAUAGAAGUGCUGUAUACGUUAUAAAUAAAGGUAAACAGGGAAAACUAAGCAAGCUACCAUCUGAACACAAAGAGAGAAGGAAAAUCAGGGAUCAUGUGGUAAGUCACUUAAUAAUUUCCACGGAUUAAUUAUUCCAGCAGCAACAGGUAUUGGUAAGAGCCAUG